AUGUACAACGGAGUGCUGACAUUAAAGCUUCCCAAAGGCAUGGAUAUCGUGGACUUCGCGGACGACGUCGCACUAACAGUGACAGGAGAAAUGCUCGUAGAGGUGAAGAUGCUAGCAAUCGAGUCCAUCGUCAUAGUAGAGAACUGGAUGCAAGCUGCGAAAUUGCGGAUUGCUCAUAACAAAACGGAAGUGCUGUUGGUGAGUAAUUGUAAAGCCGAGCAGCGGGCGGAAAUCACAGUUGGUGAACACGCGAUAACAUCGAAGCGCACGUUGAAGUACUUGGGAGUUCUGAUCGACGACCGACUGAAUUUCAACAACCACUUCGACUGCGCCUGCGAGAAAGCAGAAAAGUCCAUCAGUGCGAUAGUGAGAAUAAUGCCGAACAACGCUGGACCCUGCAGUAGCAAAAGGUGUCUUCUAGCUACUGUAUCCUCGUCAAUACUGCGGUACGGAGCGCCAGCCUGGUCCGCGGCUUCUCAAAACCCAUCGGAAUCGCAGACAACUGAACCGAACGUUUCGACUCACGGCGAUGCGAGUUUUGAACACGUACAGGACGAUUUCGUUGGAAGCAGUAUACGUUAUCGCCGGCAUGAUCCCGAUUUGCAUCACCCGGGCGGAAGACGGCGAGUGUUACAGACGUAA
Molecule: messenger RNA, 642 nt
Organism: Toxorhynchites rutilus septentrionalis
Lineage: Eukaryota; Metazoa; Arthropoda; Insecta; Diptera; Culicidae
Exons: 1
Coding region: 1-642 (213 amino acids)
Source: RefSeq, a predicted model, not a curated record